AUAGAGCUCAGUUCAGAAACGAUUUAUUAGAAUCAGCACUGGUAUUUAAAACAACUGUGCAUCUUUUUAGAUAGAAAUCAUCAGUGUUUCCGACAUGUUGAAGUUAGUAAAGCUGCGUGUUGGUGCGUUUCGGUGCAGCUCUGCAGUUCGGAUUAAAUGUGCAGGACAGAGUGUGAAUGGAGGAACUUAUCUGAGGAGACAGAUGUCCAGUAACCGGUACAACGUUCCACCGAGUGCUGAGCAUGUAGCACGAGUGUCUGGAAUCGCCACCAUGGCCAAGUUACCCUAUCAGUCCACAGCCGAGGGUCUGGACGCUGCAUUCAUCGGAGUGCCCAUCGAUACUGGCACCUCUAACCGACCUGGUGCAAGGUUUGGCCCUCGUCAGAUCAGGGCAGAAUCUGCCAUGCUGAGGCUUUACAGUGGUACAGGUGCAGCACCCUAUGAGUCCCUGAAUGUUGCAGACAUUGGUGAUGUCAACGUCAACUUGUAUGACCUCAAAGACACCUGCAAACGGAUCCGGGAGGCAUACCGCAAAGUCCUCACAACCGGCUGUAUACCCCUUACACUGGGGGGCGAUCAUACAAUAUCGUACCCGAUUCUACAGGCGGUAGCAGAAAGACACGGUCCGGUGGGUUUGGUUCAUGUGGAUGCUCAUGCUGACACCGGUGAUGUACUUCUGGGGGAGAAGAUUGGACAUGGCACUCCAUUUAGGCGAUGCGUGGAGGAGGGACUGCUGGACUGUAAGCGUGUGGUUCAGAUCGGCCUCAGAGGAACCGGCUACUCACCUGACGGCUACACAUGGAGCAGAGAUCAGGGAUUCCGUGUGGUGCGGGUUGAGGAGUGUUGGCACAAAUCUUUAGUGCCACUCAUGGCUGAGGUUCAGGCUCAAAUGGGCACAGGACCUGUAUACAUCAGCUUUGAUAUUGAUGCGUUGGAUCCUGCGUAUGCCCCUGGCACCGGGACACCUGAGAUUGCUGGCCUCACACCUGUUCAGGGGUUGGAGAUCAUUCGUGGCUGCCGAGGUCUAAACAUUAUAGGCUGUGAUUUGGUGGAAGUCGCCCCACCAUACGACACUACAGGAAACACUGCUCUGACUGCUGCUAACCUGCUUUUUGAAAUGCUGUGUGUCCUUCCAAAGAUCAAAUAUCCCUGAUUUAAAUAAAGUGGUAAAAAUA
Trichomycterus rosablanca is the source of this 1175-nucleotide messenger RNA. Its product is annotated as agmatinase, mitochondrial-like. The record is from RefSeq and is a predicted model, not a curated record. Lineage: Eukaryota; Metazoa; Chordata; Actinopteri; Siluriformes; Trichomycteridae. Bases 95 to 1153 code for a protein of 352 amino acids. The transcript has 7 exons. Gene Ontology annotation, molecular function: agmatinase activity; metal ion binding.